Molecule: messenger RNA, 2085 nt
Organism: Aplosporella prunicola CBS 121167
Lineage: Eukaryota; Fungi; Ascomycota; Dothideomycetes; Botryosphaeriales; Aplosporellaceae
Exons: 2
Coding region: 1-2085 (694 amino acids)
Molecular function (GO): protein binding
Source: RefSeq, a predicted model, not a curated record
AUGGCUGUCGACGACUAUCUCUUCCGCGAGACAGACUCUCUCGUGCUCCCUCCCAAGACCCUCUAUCCUCUCUCCAUACCUGUCGCGCACUACCAGCUCCGCCAUUACAUCUCCUGUGACGAACAAGACAUCCUUUACUAUGCAAGCGGCCAGGAUGUCUUCGCCCUGAACGCCGCCACCCGGCGGCGCACGCAUAUUGCGACCGUGCCCUUCGAGACGAGAUGUACCGCCUCAGGGCAUGGCUGGCUAUGCCUCGGCGGCGAGGAUGAGGGCCACUUUGCCGCCAUCAAGCUUGAUGGCGGCGCCUCCCUGGCCGCAGAUGUCGACGCCCUCUUGCCGCUAGAGCUCGGAGGUCGUUCUGGGCCUUCGUCAAGGACGUCGUCGCCUAUUGUGAAGCUUGAGAGGAUCGGAGAGGAAAUAGUGAACUCAAUAUCCAUACACAAGUUGGUCGGUGAAGGAGAGGGCGCUGAAGAUGAGGUAGUGGCGGUCCUCACCAACAACGACAAGACUGUGCGCAUCUACUCUUUGUCACACGGCCUAGAGGAUGCGGUGCUGGACCUGCCCUUUCCGAUGAACCAUGCUACCAUAUCGCCGGAUGGACAAAUGCUGGUCGCUGUCGGUGACUAUCACCAAGCCUUCUUCUUUGAACGUGUCAAGAAGCAAGUAUCGCCCUCAAGCAAGCCGGACACCAGAGCCCGCGCCGCACCACCAGAAUGGAGAAAUUUUUGUGUCUCGCAAUUGCACCUCCCGCCCACGUCGACCACGACAGGUUAUUUCAGCACCGCAUGGUCGCCAUCGGGGAACCUCUGCGCGGUCGGGUCAGAGUGUGGCUACAUCACGGUAUUUGAUACGGAGCUACUGCAGCACUGCGAAUACGGGGAAGAUGCCAUAGUACAAGUCAUCUGCUCCACACGACCGGAUAGCACACACGGCCCUGGUGCGGUGCGGACAAUGUGCUUUUCGCCUCAGCCAUGGGAUUUGUUGAUCUGGAGCGAGGAUCAGGCAAGAGUAUGCGUGGCAGAUCUCCGUGAAGGCUUAUUGGCAAGACAGGUUCUGAUUUUGGAUCCAAAAGAAGAAAACCUAAGCAAAGUCGAGGUUCCGCUUGUGGAUAUCGACACGAGCCAAGAGCUUGCCCGUCUUCAAGAGUUGAGCCAGGAGGCCGAGUUCCUGAACCGGUACCGACGCGCACUAGCGACGCCAAGCGACGAGCGUGCUUUUCACGUUGCCCAGGGCUAUAUGGAGGCAGCUGCCGAGCGGCGGCGAGCCCAGCUUCAGGCCGGAGAAGCCGAGGCUGAAAACGAUCCAAAUGGUUUUAGUGCGGAAGAACGCUCGCUGCUCGACGCUCUCAGGACAAGAGACCAUCGCAGUGAUAGUAACCGCGAACGGGAACGGCUGGGGACGAUACCUCGCAGCAUCAAUUACAGCGCCGGCACAGCGAACCUGGGCGACAACCGCCGGUCCGGCCUUCUUGUAGGGGGAGAAUUUCCGUCUCUCACUGAAGCCAGGAGCGCUCUUCAAGAAAGAGGAGGUCUUCCCUCUCUAGGCACGCUCAGGGAUUUUCUGCGCGCUAUGCCUGGUGAGCGUAAUGCGGACAUUGAUUUACCGCCUUUCCAGCCACGCCGACAGGCUUCUCGCUAUCUGCCAAACCCUGCCACUACUGCUAACGAGAGAAACACUACAUCCGAUCCCUGGCGUACCAUCGAAGCGGCCAUGUCCCGCAGUCCCGAACCCACGUCGGCCUCGGCCUCGCGACCCGCGGGCGGCGCCGGCACCGGCCCGAGCAACCCUCCAACGCAGCGGGCGGAUCCCCUCGUCGAGAUGAGCCGUCUCCGUCAACUUGCGCGCGCUCGCGAAAGGGUUCGCAGCAUGCAAGCCGCGCGGGGGCUAGGCGACGACUACGGCGUCGGCCUGUUCAGGAGAGCCGUCCACGCCGGGCGGUGGAAUCCUGGACUCGGCGUGCGCACGGCAGGACUGGCGAUGAGCAAGGACGGGCGUAAGCUGUGGGCAGGAACGGAGGAGGGCAUCUUUGAGUUUGAGAUUGAUGUCAGGGGGAGGAAGGGCUGGGGCGCGGUGCAGCCCCGAUGA